UAAAGAAAAAGGCACUAACUGCUAAUGUGAGUAACUAUAGGAACUUAAUGAAAUGAUUGCAAGCAGGCAGGACGUUAUAAAAAAGCAGAGCUUCUUCCUUUACUUUUCUUUAUAAAUACAAAGAGAGGUUUCUUGUUUUUCUGCCACUCUUGCUGGUAGUUAGUUGUUUAGCAGGUUUAUUGGUUGGUUUUUGGGGUUGGGGUUUUAAAGUUUAUAGUAAUAGUGUUGUGUUACUUUUCAGGUUGACAGUUUCCAAAAUGGUUUCUUCUUCUUUAGCAACCAUAGCCAUUUUUGUUUUUCUGUUAAGCUUUACUACCCCUUUGUUUCUUGCUAAACCUGUACACCAUUCCCAUCAUCAUCGUUUUGCUUCUCAUAACUAUAGAGAUGCACUUGCCAAAUCCAUUAUUUAUUUUGAGGGUCAGAGGUCAGGGAAACUACCUUCUAGUCAGAGGAUUACUUGGCGUAAAGAUUCUGGUCUUUCAGAUGGCAAAGCCAUGGGUGUCGAUUUGGUUGGUGGAUAUUACGACGCUGGAGACAAUGUGAAGUUUGGUUUCCCAAUGGCAUUCACCACCACAAUGCUGUCAUGGAGUGUGAUUGAAUUUGGUGGAUUGAUGAAAGGAGAGCUAAACAAUGCUAAAGAAGCCAUUGGCUGGGCUACUGAAUAUCUUCUCAAGGCCACUGCCCAUCCAGACACCAUUUAUGUUCAGGUGUGAAUAAUCUCAACUCUGAAGUGAAUAGUU
This is a messenger RNA of Lycium ferocissimum, 740 nucleotides long. Its product is annotated as endoglucanase 1-like. The record is from RefSeq and is a predicted model, not a curated record. Gene Ontology annotation, biological process: carbohydrate metabolic process. Gene Ontology annotation, molecular function: hydrolase activity, hydrolyzing O-glycosyl compounds. Bases 258 to 713 code for a protein of 151 amino acids. The transcript is spliced from 2 exons. Lineage: Eukaryota; Viridiplantae; Streptophyta; Magnoliopsida; Solanales; Solanaceae.